AUGAAAAAACUGUUGGACUUGACGUUCGUUCGAGCUCGAAGUGUUUUCUCUUCUCGGAAGAAUCAUCAUCAUCAUCAAGGAUUAUUUGAUUUUAAAUUAUUUCAAAACGGUGUAACUCUGGGAAAUAAUCGUUUUGAUUUUAAUCAUAGCUCAAAGGAUGAUUUUCUAAACAAGAGUAAAUUCAAGCGGAAUAUCACCAUCCUUCUAAUUGCUGGAGUUGGUAUCUCUCUUAUGAUCGAUGCUUGGAGGAAUCCAUCUAUUGCUGAAUUUCAUGCGGAGGAAAAUUAUGCUCCCAACCAUUUGGCCUUUACAAGUCAGAGUUUGGAUUUCAAAAAAACUUCGAAUGGAAUGUGUUUGAGUGAAGAUUUGGUGAGCUCAUCCCUUUUGAAAGAAAUUACCACCUAUUUAGUUUUUCAUGUCAAGUCACUACCAAUAGGUGCAGUUACAAAUUCGGGACGAAUUUCUGGAGGUACAUGUUUUGUGGUGAGUCCCAUUGUUGCUGUUGGCAAUAAUAGGGACAUUUAUUUGGUUACUGCAGCACAUUGUGUCAUUACUCCUUAUGGAGAUGUAAAGAGGGUUGGAUUAAUUCCAAAAUAUUUGGAAAAGCAAAUCAACAACCACUCUUUAACAAAUUCUACCAAGAUGCAGAAAGAGCUAAUUGAGUGUGAAAUUGUGGAAUUUCAUUAUGAUGGAGAAAAUGACAUUGAUUAUGCUAUUUUAAAAUGUAACGCUGAUGAGUUUAUAAGAAAAAACAGGUACGAUAUUCGAGAAAUUCCAGAAAAAUACUUUAUUCCAAAAGAACAUCGAAGUGAGAGAAUGGGAACAAAUAUCUCGUCUCAAAAUAUAUCAAAUAUUUGCAAAUCGUCUCCAUAUUAUUUUGAUACAAUAGUCAUUGGAUACCCUUCAAGAUACAAACAAUUUAUGGAUGCCAGAACGAGAAAUGACCCUUCCCUCUCUCUCGAGUUGAUCAAUCAACUAAUGAUGACCAACGAGAAGAGCCCAAUUAUCUCUUUGGGAAACAUUAUUGGCCAUCAAUUCAUUAACAACAAUACUCUCAUUCGAUAUUUUUCGAACACCAUCAACAAGGGAUUUUCUGGAGGGCCAGUCAUAGACCUUCGAGAGCUGCAUAACACAAGAAAUGGGAUUCCAUUCAGUGGUAUAGUUUCUUUGUUUGAUGAAAAGGGAUUUGGUGCAUUUUGCGUCGAGAAUCAUCAGUUUAUGAAUGCAUAUUUCAGACACAUAGCUCCCUACACAACUAAGUAA
This is a messenger RNA of Naegleria fowleri, 1263 nucleotides long. RefSeq lists its product as uncharacterized. Gene Ontology annotation, molecular function: serine-type endopeptidase activity. NCBI's taxonomy places the organism in Eukaryota, Heterolobosea, Eutetramitea, Acrasida, Naegleriidae. The coding region runs from base 1 to 1263 and encodes 420 amino acids. The record is from RefSeq and is a predicted model, not a curated record. Gene Ontology annotation, biological process: proteolysis. The transcript has a single exon.